CUCUAUCCCGCAGCCAUGCUUCUAAUGCCUGCAUAUCACCCCUAUUAGCUCUCUGCCCACUUCGCUCCCCGAGAGAAUCCGUAAUUUCCUGCAUCCCCGAGAACACCCUCUGAACACCUUCCGUCUCCCGAAAUCUCUCGCUAACCUUUUUCUGAUGACUGGGGAUAUCUCCCCACGAGUGUGUCUUAAUAAACUUCAUAUAGGCAUCGAUAUCCGCCGGCCCACCCUCCAGACACAGCACACCCGGUUUACCCGCCAACACAAAACCAGUAAGAGAAUAACCAGGUGCAUGGUUAACCAGAUCAUCCCUCUUUUCUCGAGUCGACAGAGACGGAAAAUAGAACCAGACUCUCACUAUCGGUUCAGAGUUACCCGCGACAGCCUCAGAGGUGGCAGUCUGUCUUGUUUCAAGGAAACGGAGAGCUUCGUCUCGAAUGUAUUCAAAUGCCUCGAGCACAUCAUCUUGAGGCAUUGCGGCGGACAGUCCCGCAACCUCGGCUUUGGACAUCCAGUCCGGUUGUCGAAGCGUAUAACUCGGUGAUGGUGGCUGUUCAAUCUCUGGGCCCUCGCCUUGCAGGGGAAUUGAGAUGUUGACUUGGAUUGUUUUCUCUCCUUCUACAAUGGGUAGAUGGACGGCGAGUAGUAAGCUUGAAGGUAUCCCAGAUGGUUCAAUUGACGGGUCCUCGCACCAGUCCCGGAGCUUGUCGACACAUUGGGCUGUGGAUGCGGGGAUUUCAACUUCCCCUGGUGAGGGGAACAUGGCUGUGAGGAGGUCUAUCAUGGACAAUUGUGAUUCCAUGAUGUCUGGUGGUAGAAGGGUUGGCUGUCUUUGUGCCAUUUUGAUUAUGAAGACCUUCCGAUACUGGCUUUUGAUAAUUUGUCUGCCGGAUAAAUGCAACGGAUUUUUCUAGCGCCAAGAGAGAACUCAUAUAAAGAGAAUUAAAAACCCGUUAAGUGUCACUUAAGUUGUAUGAACCAGGAGCUAAACUAGGUGUGCAAGAUCUUUAGUUAGCUUAGAGGAAAUCCCUG
Molecule: messenger RNA, 1029 nt
Organism: Aspergillus pseudotamarii
Lineage: Eukaryota; Fungi; Ascomycota; Eurotiomycetes; Eurotiales; Aspergillaceae
Exons: 1
Coding region: 155-541 (128 amino acids)
Source: RefSeq, a predicted model, not a curated record